UCAAGACUUCGUACUUUCGUAGUUUCGUAGUAGUAAAAAAUGGCGCUCGUUUGGUCCCCUAACGUUCUUUCCUCUUCCACUCCCACCGUAAACCCUAAUUACACAGUCCGUCACAAAUUCCCCAUCCACCAUAUAGCGCGACGUUCUCCACCCUGGUUCUCAAUCCGUUCCCCUUCGAGAUCUCGUAGCUGCUGCUUGCAUGUUCCAAUUGUUAAUGAAUUGGGAAAAGAAUCCGACGAGAGCAGUAAGCAAGGUGACAACAGUGAAGACUUAGGAGUCAAAGUGGCAUUGUCUAUGCUAAGGUUUUACAAAAGGGAAAUUUCACCAUUAAUGCCAAAGAGCUGUCGAUACGUUCCAACUUGUAGUGAGUACUCCAUGAUUGCUUACAAGAAGUAUGGUGUUGCUAAAGGCUCCAUCUUGACAGCCUGGCGCCUCUGUCGCUGCAAUCCCCUAGGUGGAUCAGGAUUUGAUCCUCCAAGAUGGUUUGAUGAGCCAAGCCCACCAGAACAAUGAAAUCCACUGUGUGGUGGUAAAAUCAAAGAAAGGCCUCCAAGAUUUAAAUUGUUUAUAAAGUUAGAAUCCUUAACAAAGUUCAAAUACUUGAACAGUUGUGGGAUUGGAAUUAAGGUAAAUAGGGGAAAUAAGUGCCUCUAUGUGAUAAAGGGUGGCAUGGUCCCCUAUGUAGCCCUGGAGUAUGCUAUCAGUGAUUUUAACAUUACAGGACAAAAUUAAAUCAGAGAGAGUGUCUCACAUCCAAAAUUAAGAGAGACGACUUUCUGUAUCAAAUUUAUGAAAGGAUCUGACAGAAGUUUAUCAAUGUAAUUGGUAGAAAAAAUAGUUUAAUAGUAUUUGGUAGAAAAGACACUUAAAUAACCAAAAAGCUACCAAACAAGUUGGAGUUUCAAAAACUUAAAGUUGGUUAUUCAACAUCCGAAAUAAAGGUUUAGAUAUAUUUAUCUAAACUAUUGAAUAAAAUCCAAUCUACUAGACUACUACUAUAUGUAUCUCAUAUUGGUUUGAUAAAG
Molecule: messenger RNA, 1025 nt
Organism: Lactuca saligna
Lineage: Eukaryota; Viridiplantae; Streptophyta; Magnoliopsida; Asterales; Asteraceae
Source: the annotation of a GenBank genome assembly